CUUCUCCCUAGCUCACAAGAGACAUCUAUUAUUUGUCUCUGUCUAACAAUGGCUUUCUCUACGUUGAAUCAGAGUGCCAAUUCAAGGCUCGCUAGCCGCCCCCCCCAUGUCUCACGUCACAGACGUGAUCGAUUCAGCUUGGCUCAUUUAUCAUGACUCCGCCUCUCUUCCUAGCAACCAGGCUAACCCCAACCAAGCAGAUCUUCGGUCAUUUCCCAAUGAGACUCGCCGUCCUAGCCGUCUUCCUGAUCACAAGAAGCACAGCAAUCACUGUAGUGUCUUGGCCAGUUGAAGGAUGCAGUGUGGCAAUAGGGCUAGGCUCUAGCCUUCAGCUUAAAAAUCAGAAGAGUAGGCGGCUUGCGCGGCCUUUUGUAGUGGAUGAUGUCCUUGAAGCUCAAUUGGGAUUAGGGAUCUCAGCCCUUGGCGAUUUUGUCCCUUGGCUCUGCGCCUUGUGCCACAGUUGAAAGAACCGCAACAACGGACAUUUGGUAGAAUGAGAGAGAGAGGCUUGGGGGAAAUACGACAUGUUAUGUACAUGCUUAUUCUUUGGUCGCAUAAAAGUGAAACGUUAGAUGCAAACCAGUGAAGCAAUUGGGCACACAAUCAAGCAUGACCCUGUUGUUGUUUGUGGAAAUUAAGCUCACGGAUGCCGAUUCUUGUGGUUGCAAGAAUUAAACGAUCGGAAGUUUAUCUACAGUAACGUUCGGUUGAUCUCCCACCUCAUUUCUCAAGCAUAUCCUAGCCUGCCACUCGAUGAUCAGAGUUUUUACCCGAAUGCACUGGCGCGUGUCUGUUUUACUACUUUAUUUGGGCAGAUGGCUCUCAGCCCUGGCGUGGAAUCCUUGUUCGCGAUGCCCAUGUAGGGUAGGACAUCAUGACUUUUCAAGAUCACAUUGACGAUGAGCAAGCCAUGUACAACGACGUUUACGCUUAAUGACACGCAAGCCACUUUGCUACGAGUCCCAACGGGCGGCCUCAUUGAAACUCAAUGUUGCAGCGCGUUCUUGGAACGCAGAAAGGGGCUAUGAACAGGCGUGCUGAGGAUAUUAGCUAACGACUUGACGAAAGUUGGAGACAGAGACAUAAGGAUGAGAACGCAAGACAGGUAAUCCUCAAUGUGUUUAAUUUUUAUCUACCUAGUCAAUUUUAGGGGCUCCAAAACCUUUUUAUCUAGCUGGUAAUUUACAGGUCGUUAUAUUUUACAAGUCAUGCCAUCUAUCCAGUCUCAUUUUAUUUACGCCUUCAAACC
Molecule: messenger RNA, 1249 nt
Organism: Fusarium verticillioides 7600
Lineage: Eukaryota; Fungi; Ascomycota; Sordariomycetes; Hypocreales; Nectriaceae
Exons: 1
Coding region: 153-464 (103 amino acids)
Source: RefSeq, a predicted model, not a curated record